UUCAGUCUGCGUGAACAUGUCUCUGAAAACACUCCUGACCAGGUUCACACAUCAUGGACUCUUCAGACUCGCUGGAGCUUCAGGACAGAGGUCCUGGACCGGGGACUACCACAGCACCCCAAAGCCCAACUGGAGCACCGCCGAUCGGGUAGUGGACCUCCGCACCGACGCUGUGACCAAACCCGGUCCCGAGAUGCGCAAAGCCAUGAGCGAAGCCGAGGUGGGGGACGCUUCGAUCGGAGAGGACCCCACAGUGAACGAGUUAGAAAGUUUGGCGGCUGAAAUGUUUGGGAUGGAGAACGCUCUGUUUUUGCCCUCAGGAACUAUGAGCAACUUGAUCGCAGUUAUGGUGCACUGCAGAGAGAGAGGAGACGAGAUGAUAGUUGGAGAUAAGUCGUAUUUGCAGGUUUUCCAGCAAGGAGGAAGCGCACAGAUAGCAAACGUCCACUCCACCACAGUGACCACUCUCCCCGACGGGACCUUCGACUUGGACCAACUCGAGUCCAAAAUCCGACACGGUUUUCCCGAUCCUCACUAUCCACGGUCCAGGCUCAUCUGUGUGGAGAACACCCACAACAUCCAGGGAGGCCGCGUGCUGCCGCUCAGCUUCCUCAAGGAGGUGCGUAGUUUGGCGGAUAAGUACGACCUGAAGGUUCACAUGGACGGGGCCAGAGUCAUGAACGCCGCGGUGGCUCUGGGAGUGUCCGUCAAAACGAUUCUACAACACACACACACGGUCAGCGUGAGUCUGUGCAAGGGUCUUGGGUGUCCGUUCGGCUCCAUUCUGGCCGGCCCCAGCGAGUUCAUCUCCAGGGCGGUGAGAUGUCGUCACGUUCUGGGAGGCUCCAUGUGUCAAAUUGGGAUUUUAGCUGCAGCCGGAAAACUGUCUUUACUGAAGAUGGUGACCAGACUGGAGGAGGACCACAGGAACGCCAAAACAUUCGCUCAAGCUCUGCUCGACUGCUCCUCGGACCUCUUCUCUGUCGACAUGUCCGCGGUGGAGACCAACAUCGUGAGGUUCAGACUCGAUCCCGGUCUGAGCCCCGCCGAGUUCUGCGCUCGCAUGUCUGACGUCCAGCAGGGGGAGCAGUCCGCGCUGGGACAGGCCGUGCAGGUCCUGAUGUACCCGUCCUUCGAGAACUCUGUGAGAGCCGUGUGGCAUCUGGACGUCUCCACUGAAGACACCCACUGGGCCAUAAAGAAGAUGCAGUAUGUGGCCGCACGGAUCAUGGAGGAGAGGAACAAAACCCCUUGA
This is a messenger RNA of Boleophthalmus pectinirostris (great blue-spotted mudskipper), 1255 nucleotides long. RefSeq lists its product as uncharacterized. Bases 17 to 1255 code for a protein of 412 amino acids. Gene Ontology annotation, biological process: glycine biosynthetic process; L-threonine catabolic process. The transcript has 7 exons. The record is from RefSeq and is a predicted model, not a curated record. Lineage: Eukaryota; Metazoa; Chordata; Actinopteri; Gobiiformes; Gobiidae. Gene Ontology annotation, molecular function: L-allo-threonine aldolase activity. Gene Ontology annotation, cellular component: cytosol.